Messenger RNA from Neurospora hispaniola, 1713 nucleotides. Its product is annotated as triose-phosphate transporter family-domain-containing protein. Gene Ontology annotation, molecular function: antiporter activity. Gene Ontology annotation, cellular component: Golgi apparatus. Lineage: Eukaryota; Fungi; Ascomycota; Sordariomycetes; Sordariales; Sordariaceae. The coding region runs from base 379 to 1395 and encodes 338 amino acids. The transcript has 2 exons. The record is from RefSeq and is a predicted model, not a curated record.
ACAACAACAACAACACACACGGGGGUUUUCCUGUUGUCUUGAUCUCUUUCUUCACCUACGCCACUCAUCGAGCCACCAGGUUCGCAUUGGGUACCUUACUAUACUACCACUGUUGUUUCAGCCCUACACCCUGUGUUGGAUUGGUCUUGUCGUUUUCGUACCAUCCCACAUUCACUCAUACUCUGCUCCAUUCACAUUACAUCAUCACCUUGAAUCAUUACUCCGACACCAAAACACCCCAAAGAGCUAGCAUCCGUCUCAGAGCCUGUAACUCCAGUGCUGUCUGACACGGAGCCUUCCGGGUUUCAUUACUCUUACCAUAUUCUCACCACCAAACAAAAUCAGUCAGUACCGAGCUGGUUAGUAUCAACAUCAGCCAUGUCUAGCAGCCCAACUUUCAAGGACAAGGACGAGGAUCUGGAGGCCCAGGUUCCUCUCAACCCACAGCCUUCCAAUCCCACGGUCAGAACAGAACAAGAAGUCUCAGGCACGACAAAGCUACUAUACUUGGCCGUCUACUUUCUAUGUAACAUUUCAUUAACGAUUUACAACAAGCUCAUCUUGGGCAAGUUCUCCUACCCAUGGCUUCUCACGGCCCUCCACGCCGGCUCGGCGUCUAUAGGCUGCUACAUCCUCCUUCUCCAAGGCCGAUUUACCCUCACGAAGCUCAGCCUCCAGCAAAACGUCGUCCUCUUCCUCUUCUCCAUCCUCUUCACCGUCAACAUCGCCACCUCCAACGUCUCUCUCGCCAUGGUCUCCAUCCCCUUCCACCAGAUCAUGCGAUCGACCUGUCCCUUUUUCGCCGUGCUCAUCUACCGCUUCCGCUACGGCCGCUCCUACCCGCGGGACACCUACCUCUCUCUGAUCCCGCUCAUCCUGGGCGUCGGUCUCGCCACUUAUGGCGAUUACUACUUCACCGCCGCGGGUUUCCUCCUCACUUUCCUGGGCGUCAUCCUGGCCGUCGUCAAGACCGUCGCCACCAAUCGGAUCAUGACCGGCGCGUUAGCUUUGUCGCCCCUCGAAACGCUGCUGCGCAUGAGUCCCCUAGCUUGCGCGCAGGCGCUGGUCUGCGCUAUUGCUAGCGGUGAGCUGGCUGGGUUUAGGGAGCAGAGCCCCGAGGGCCCGUCGGGGGCGUUGAUCCUCACGCUGGCGGGCAAUGGGCUGUUGGCGUUUUGUCUGAAUUAUAGCUCGUUUUCGACGAACAAGGUGGCGGGCGCGGUGACGAUGACGGUGUGCGGAAAUAUCAAGCAGUGUUUGACCAUCUUGCUGGGUAUUGUGUUGUUUGGAGUCAAGGUGGGAUUCUUGAAUGGUUUGGGUAUGGUGAUUGCAUUGGCGGGCGCGGCGUGGUAUAGUGCUGUUGAACUGAGGAGUAAGACGCAGAAAGGUGGGAGGUAAAAGGGUUGGUUCGUGGGAACAGCGUCUCCUUGCGCGAUGACAGGGGAGAGAUAUAUGUGAUACCCUGCCGGUUGCGAUGGUUGAAUAGAAGGUUAGGUGCGGGUUGCAUAUAGAGUCUGGAAAGACGCAGUGUGUGUGUGGGAGAUUUGUCCAUACACAAAAACCAAUCACAAGCGUAUUUAUCGCUAGAUAUUCAGUUCCUUUUGUAGAUCAUUAUCCGCGGGAUUCUGCUCGUGCAACCUCAUAGCCAGCUUUCAUAACUGCUGCAUCUGUCUCUGUUCGCUUCCCCCAAAUCUUUCAAGGCCACGCUGCCGCUUU